AUGAGGUUAACGAAGCUUUUGAAAGUUAAAAAGAAGAAUUUAAAAAGAAAGAAGAGAUUUUUAAGCGUUAAGAGGAAAGCAUUAGAGAAAGAGAUAUGGCAGUUCAAGCUGAUUUAAUUAAUUUUUGUAAGUUUCUUCAAGAGAACGAAGCGAAAAAAAAUAGGGCAGAAAAAAGAUUAUCAGAUGAAAAGAAAGCAAGGCAAUAAAAAGAAAAAGAGAUUUAAAUGCUAAAAUAAGAAUGUGAGGAGCUGUAGAGAUUAUCUGAGAAGUUUGAUAAAAAAUUAGGAACUCUUAAAAAAUAUGAGGAAUAUUUAGAUAAUGUUAUAAAAUCAGAAGAUCAAUAUUAAGAUGUUUAACAAAUUUUAACGCAAUACACUAAACUUACUUAAAGUUAUGACGAGCUCAAUAAAAAGCACAAAUAAAUGGAAAAAGAAUAUGAAAAAAUAAAAUAUGAAUCAAAUUAAUUUGAAAAAGAGUAAAAUCAAGAAAUUUUACAACUAAACAACGACAUUAAAGACUUAACUAAAAAACUUGAAGAUAAAAUAUUUGAAAGAAAUCAAAUACAAAGUAUUGUAGAAUCGAGCAGUAGUGAGGCAUCUAAAACAAACUUAACUUUAGGAAGAAUUCUUAUGGCAAUAGAUAACUUAUAUGAGCGCAGUAGGGAUGAUAAAAAGAAAACAAGAUAAGAAUAUUUGGACUUUAUAUAAGAUUAGAAUGAAAAUGAAAAGAAGAAGACAGAAUAAGAAAAUAAAAAUAAGAAAGAAAAUAAAAAAUAGUAAGAAGAGUAGGAAGAAAAAGAGCAAGAUGACUAUAACUAAAGAACCAAAAUAGCUGUUGCAAAAUUAAAAUUUGUAAGUUAAUAAUUAAAAUACUUUAGAAAUGUGCUAGAAAAAGUAAAAGAAGAAGCUAAAAAUCAAAAAUAAACUAAAUACAACUAUUGAAAAUACUAAUUAAUGCAAGAAUUAAUCAUGUGUUUUUUUUUAUUUCUUAAAAUUAUUUUUAUUAAAUUAAUUUAUCAAUACAAAAAAUACAUCCGAUUUAUUUUAUUUUUAAAACUAAUAUUACUCAAUUUUAUUAAAAUAAAUAGUGAUCUUAAAUAAUAAGUAUUAAUGCUGUUUAAAACAUUUUAACUUCAAAGCUUCUUUAUUUUUUUAUAAAAAUAUUACCAAUAAACCUAAAAUAUAAAAAAUAUUUUAAAUUUAUGUAAAUUAAAAUAAUAAAAUAUUGUUAAACUUAAAAAAAUACAAAAAUAUAAAGCAAAAUAGGAAAUAAAUUAUAAAUUUUUGA
This is a messenger RNA of Tetrahymena thermophila SB210, 1287 nucleotides long. RefSeq lists its product as hypothetical. Lineage: Eukaryota; Ciliophora; Oligohymenophorea; Hymenostomatida; Tetrahymenidae. The transcript is spliced from 4 exons. The record is from RefSeq and is a predicted model, not a curated record.